Messenger RNA from Penicillium subrubescens, 696 nucleotides. RefSeq lists its product as uncharacterized. The coding region runs from base 1 to 696 and encodes 231 amino acids. The record is from RefSeq and is a predicted model, not a curated record. The transcript has 2 exons. Lineage: Eukaryota; Fungi; Ascomycota; Eurotiomycetes; Eurotiales; Aspergillaceae.
AUGAGAAAUUCGCACCUGAAUCGACUUGUCGCCAAUGGAAAUAUCGUCGGUGAAUUCGCUGAACAGUUCCGGUGUCAUCCCGAUAUCGCUCGGGUGUCGUCUUUUGUCGUUGAGGAGACCCACGUCCUCAGUCACCAACCUCACAGGGACAACAUUCGUGCUCGGUUUAUCCGAAAGUGGAACAAGUGGUGUCUGAGCUGCGAAAGCAAUGCAGUCGUGAUUGAUCUCCAACAUACGUACGGCAAUGUGGAGACGGGCUCGCAGUCCCAAUCAAACCAGGCCUAUGCGUCAGUUACAGCAGAACUGAUCCGGUAUCUCCUUGAAUUCCGUCGACAGAAGAUUGAGGAAAUGGAUAUUGCUGUGAUAGUCCCUUACGAAGCCCAACGGGCAAAAGUGGCCAACAUACUUACCGUACUCCACGCUCAACAUCCCGGUCUUCAGGUCGACGGGACAGCUGAGCAACCCGUUCGUGAUGAAGCUUCUGUUGAGCAUGCCGCCGGAGAACUGUCUCGCGACUCGGACAAUGCGAACACUGACUGGCCGACUGAGCAACCCGUUCGUGAGGAAGCUUCUGUUGAGAAUGCUCCGCAGGAUCUCUCUCAGCAAACCAUUCGCGACGAGCACACUGUCGAGGAUGACCCUGCCGUUGAGAAUGUUGCGCCGGAAUCAUCUCGCAUCGGAAAGAACCUGGCAUAA